AAAGUUUCUGUUUUGAUCAUCAAAAAGUUUCUAUUCCUUACCUUUUUUUAUAAAACAUUGUAACAAAAAAGUUAUUAUUAUCGUCAAGAUGUUGUCAACAAGUAAAUUAUGUUUAAGAAAAAUUUAUAAUUCAUCAACAAUACGAUUGAUUCAAUCGGCAACAAAACAACAGCCAUUAAAUAAUCAACCAUUAACAACAACAGCCGAAAUAAUUGAACGUGAAGAAAAAUAUGGUGCACAUAAUUAUCAUCCAUUACCGGUAGCAUUAUCACGUGGUAAAGGUUGCAAUGUUUGGGAUGUUGAAGGAAAACGAUAUUAUGAUUUUCUAUCAGCAUAUUCAGCUGUUAAUCAAGGUCAUUGUCAUCCAAGAAUUAUUGAAACAUUAAAUCAACAAUCACAAAUAUUAACAUUAACAUCACGGGCAUUUUUCAAUGAUGUUCUUGGUGAAUUUGUUGAAUAUAUAACAAAAUUACUUAAUUAUCAAAGAUUUUUACCAAUGAAUACUGGUGUUGAAGCAUGUGAUUCGGCUGUAAAAUUAGCACGUCGUUGGGCAUAUGAUGUUAAAGGAAUACCAUAUUAUAAGGCUAAAGUUGUAUUUGCACAGGAUAAUUUUUGGGGAAGAAGUUUAGCAGCUAUUUCAGCAUCAACUGAUCCAAGUUCUUAUAAAGGUUUUGGUCCAUUUAUGCCUGGUUUCGAUAUAAUACCAUAUAAUGAUUUGGAUGCAUUGGAAAGAAAAUUAGCUGAAGAAAGUGAUCAAAUUGCAGCAUAUAUGUGUGAACCAAUACAAGGUGAAGCUGGUGUUGUUGUACCUGAUGAUGGUUAUUUAAAAGGUGUUCGAGAAUUAUGUACAAAAUAUAAUGUUUUAUGGAUUGCUGAUGAAGUACAAACUGGUAUUGGUCGUACUGGUCGAAUGUUAUGCGUUGAUCAUGAAAAUGUACGUCCAGAUUUGAUUUGUUUAGGUAAAGCUAUAUCUGGUGGUGUUUAUCCUGUAUCCGGUGUUGUUGCUAAUGAUGAAAUUAUGUUAACAAUUAAACCGGGUGAACAUGGUUCAACAUAUGGUGGUAAUCCAUUAGGUAUGAAAGUUGCAUUAACAGCAAUGAAAGUUAUUGUUGAAGAAAAAUUAUCCGAAAAUGCUGAAAAAAUGGGACAAUUAUUUCGAAAAUUAUUAAAUGAACGUUUACCAAAAGAUGUUGCUAUCGGUAUACGUGGAAAAGGUUUAUUAAAUGCUGUUAUUAUACGUAAAGAUUAUGAUGCAUGGAAAAUGUGUUUAGAAAUGCGUGAUCGUGGCUUAUUAGCUAAACCAACACAUGGUGAUAAAAUACGUUUUGCACCACCAUUAAUAAUCAAUGAAAAUGAAUUAAAUGAAUGUGUUGAUAUUAUUGUCGAUACAAUGGAAUCAAUGAAAAAAUGAUAAAAAAAUGAUAACGAAUAACAUUCGAUUUGAAUCAAUAAAUUUUAUUUAUUUUGAUGAUGAUGAUGAUGGUGGGACUGUUGAGCAA
Messenger RNA from Dermatophagoides pteronyssinus (European house dust mite), 1499 nucleotides. RefSeq names its product Ornithine aminotransferase precursor (gene Oat). The record is from RefSeq and is a predicted model, not a curated record. Gene Ontology annotation, molecular function: L-ornithine transaminase activity; pyridoxal phosphate binding; identical protein binding. Lineage: Eukaryota; Metazoa; Arthropoda; Arachnida; Sarcoptiformes; Pyroglyphidae. Gene Ontology annotation, cellular component: cytoplasm.